AUGGGCAAUGUGACUGGCGCACAGCGCAAGCACGUCGUCGACGAUGCGGAUCCGACCACGUGGCACCUAGAGCGCGUUGAGGCGAUCCGAACUCGGUACCUGGCAGGAAACUACGACUUCGGGGUGGAAAAGGAGCAGCUCCGUGAGAUCGUACAGCCAGUGCUGCUUGACGAAGGGUGCGACACCUUGGACCUGGUGCUGUGGCCACGAUUCGCAGAAUACAACAGCGGCAGCGAGGCGAACAUGCUGGAGGUCCUCGGGGGCCUGGCGGUAAUCAGCCGCGGGACGUUCGAGGCCAAGGUCGAAUUCGCGUUCCGCGUCUUUGACUUUAACGACCAGGGAAGCCUGAGCCACGACGAGGUUUGCGUCAUGCUAUUGACCAUGCUAAGCGGUACCGUGCUCGUGACGCGACGUGGCAACCUUCCUGAGGACGCAGACCUCGAAACACACGCGGAUCACGCAUUUUUGCGCUGCGGCAAAGAUCUGACGAUGCGCGUCGACUUCGUUGAUCUGAUGACCUGGUUCAGGAGCCACAUCAAGGAACUCUGCGAGGACAGGGGCUUCGCUCUCUGCGACUCACCAGAGGCCUUCCUCCGCUGCUUUGACCUCGUGGGCGCGUCCAUGCUAAAAAAAAAGUCGAAGGGAGAUAGAUGGUGA
This is a messenger RNA of Aureococcus anophagefferens, 657 nucleotides long. RefSeq lists its product as hypothetical. The record is from RefSeq and is a predicted model, not a curated record. Bases 1 to 657 code for a protein of 218 amino acids. NCBI's taxonomy places the organism in Eukaryota, Pelagophyceae, Pelagomonadales, Pelagomonadaceae. Gene Ontology annotation, molecular function: calcium ion binding. The transcript has a single exon.